UUUUCGUUACUAUUGUCUUCUCAUAUUCCAACACUCAUGUGUCCAAUUUCACCAUCUUCUUUCUCAUUUUUAUUCUUUCGCUGCAAGAAAAUUUUGUGUUUCUUUAUGAAUCAAAGAAUGAACACCAUCAUCAACAACAACAACGAUUCAGUUGAGUCUUCAAUCCUGAUUAACUCGGAUGGUUCUAGAAAUGGAGGUUCUGAGUACGUUGAUUUUAGCUUUGCCUUCAAUGAUUCUAGUUUUUCGGAUAGAAUCAUUCAUCUUGAAAUCAUGAACGAUUUCAUUGAAGUUUGCCCUAAUGUCGAGACUUCUUCCACAAGUGCCGAAUGGACUAGCUGCAACGGAAGGAGAAGGGAAGACAUUCAUAAAGACAAUGAUUUAUUAUCUGACCAACCUGCUGUAGACAACUGUGCGCAGUGUGAGCCUCAUGAUGCAGAGGCGGAUGCAAUGGUUGAAGCGUCCACCGCCGGCGAUGAGGCUGUAAAUCUUCACAUGGACUACUCUGCAGUCGUUAAAGUGAAGACAGUGUAUGUCAACUCCGCCAUCCUAGCUGCGAAGAGCCCGUACUUCUAUAAGCUCUUCUCUAAUGGGAUGAGGGAGUCACAGCAGAAGCAUGUCACUCUGAGAAUUUUUGCAUCCGAGGAAGAUCCAUUCAUGGAGCUUCUAGAAUUUAUGUACAACAAACCUCUAAACACAACCUCACUGCCUAGAUUGCUGGACGUCUUGAUAGCAGCAGACAAAUUUGAGGUGGCAACAUGCAAGAUAUAUUGCAGCCAGGUAUUGCAGAAGACACCAAUGACACCGGAGUCUGCGGUGCUCUACCUAGAGCUUCCUUAUACUGUCCUUAUGGAUGAUGAUGUUCGACCAUUGGCUGUAGAAGCAAAAAAGUAUCUCAUUGCUCGUUACAAGGACGUCACAAAGCAUCAGGAGGAGCUGAUGGGAUUGCCACUUGCUGGGGUCAUGGUAUUAUUAUCCAGCGAUGAGCUGCAGGUCACAUCUGAGGAUGAAGUGUACGACUUCGUGCUGAAGUGGGCUCAAACCCAGUACCCAAGACUGGAAGAGAGGAUAGAAAUCCUCAGAGCAAAGCUUAUCCGCCUCAUCCGCUUCCCGUACCUGACUUGCGGCAAGCUGAAGAUGAUCCAGACUUGCAGCGACUUGGACCAUGAAUUCACUUCUAAGCUAGUAUUUGAUGCUUUGUAUUUCAAGGCUGAGGCACCACACCGGCAACGAAUACUUGCUGCUGAAUCGUCUUCCUCUAAUCGCCUCUUCAUUGAGCGGUCAUACAAGUACCGCCCCGUAAAGGUUGUGGAAUUCGAACGUCCACAUCAACAGGGUGUGGUCUACUUAGACCUGAAACGGGAGGAGUGCGCCAACUUGUUCCCCUCUGGCUGCGUCUUUUCACAGGACUUCCAUAUAGGCAGUCAGGGGUUUAUCUUGUCUGCUCACUGCAAUAUGGACAAGCAGAGUUUCUACCAUUGCUUCGACUUGUUCUUGGGCAUGCUGGAGAAGCCAUAUGCCAGCUGCUGUGUCGGUUAUGAAUUUGCUGUUCGGUCGAGGCCAACCUUAGAAUACAUCAGCAAGUAUAAAGGCGACUAUAUAUUAACCGGGGGAAGUGGAGUCGGUUACAGGAACUUUUUUGGCACACCAUGGACAUCGUUCAUGGCAGAGGACAGCGUCUUCUUUAUUAACGGCAUUCUUCAUCUUAGAGUAGAGUUAACCAUCAAAAACCAGCUGGAUUAACAAUAGACUUAUAGUUUGGUAGUUAUUUAGUUGUAAUAUAUUUCAAUUGUAAAUGGUGGCUAGUGAAGCAUAGUUAAACAGCCGGAAAAUGUCCUGCAAAAGUUGUCCUUGUAUGUAUACUGGAAUCAAUGAAUUCAGUUUUGUACAUUUGUUUUUGUUUGGUUGAAGUUGAGUUUGAUUUAGACUUGAA
Lathyrus oleraceus (garden pea) is the source of this 1930-nucleotide messenger RNA. RefSeq names its product BTB/POZ domain-containing protein POB1. The transcript has 6 exons. Gene Ontology annotation, molecular function: protein binding. The record is from RefSeq and is a predicted model, not a curated record. NCBI's taxonomy places the organism in Eukaryota, Viridiplantae, Streptophyta, Magnoliopsida, Fabales, Fabaceae. Gene Ontology annotation, cellular component: nucleus. Gene Ontology annotation, biological process: response to red light. The coding region runs from base 37 to 1740 and encodes 567 amino acids.